Messenger RNA from Microdochium trichocladiopsis, 1023 nucleotides. RefSeq lists its product as uncharacterized. The record is from RefSeq and is a predicted model, not a curated record. NCBI's taxonomy places the organism in Eukaryota, Fungi, Ascomycota, Sordariomycetes, Xylariales, Microdochiaceae. The transcript has 2 exons. Bases 1 to 1023 code for a protein of 340 amino acids.
AUGGCGUUUAUCCGUGGCUACCGCGAGAGCGACAAGGAAGACUGCGGGUUCAUCUGCCGGGAGACCUUGCCCCCUUCUCUGUCCCCCGCCCAGGCCUCGAGCAGGGUCCAGCUCCUGGCGCCCUACGUCUGGACGCACCAGUUCACCUACCUCUCCCCGGAAACGUGCCACGUGCUCGACGACGGCAGCGGGAGGGCCGUGGGCUACUGCAUCGGGUGUCCCGACGUGCACGCCCUGACGAGGGUGUACGGGCGCUUCGUGGACGAUGUCCUGCUGCGGGAGGACGAGGGCGUCGUCGUCGUCGUCACUUCUUCGAGAAGGCCGCCUGAUCAGGAUGGCGAGGAGGAGGAGGAGAGGAUGGCGUGGGUGAACGGGGCGAGGGUGCCGUGGAUGGUUGAGGUUGAUGAUGAUGCUGCUGCUGCUGCUGCUGCUGCCGCGGACGGCGAAGGCCGGAAUAAAGGAGCCUGGACGGAAGAUGGGAAGGAGAGUAAGGACGAAAAGCAGAAGAAGAAGACGAGAAUGGUGACGAACCCCAAGGCCCUGGAGCAGCUCGCCUUCCGCCCAGACCUGCUGCUCGCGCACCCAACGUUUUCGAAACCGACGCUGGACCAGCAGCAGCAGCACCCGCCCUUGCCCAGCUACCGCGCGACCAUGCACAUCGACCUACUCCCCGGGUACCAGGGCCAGGGCUGGGGCCGGAAGCUGAUCGACACGUUUGUCGAGAGCGUCGUCAGGGCGGCGUCGGCGGCGGCGGCUGGUAGUAGCCACCGGCAGAUAGAUGAGGAGGAGGAAGAAAAGGAGGACAGCAGCGCGCGGGGGCGCCGCGACAACAGGCCAGACUACGGCUCGGGCAUAUGGAUCGGCGUGUCCCCCGAGAACCGCAAAGUUCUGCCCUUUUACGCGCGCGUCGGGUUCCGCCUCGUCAUGAACGACGAUGCCGAAGGGGUAGUGCUCGUCAGGGAUAUCCCGCCGCUGCCUCCUUCUGCUGCCCCUGCUGCAGCUGCAGUUCCUGCGCCAGUUUGA